AGAGCUCCCACUAGAACCCACCGCACAGGCUCAGAGCCCAUAUGCCAGGAGGGGGUGACUACAUUGUGUCUAUUGUAUGUUUUUUCUUUCUCCCCCCACCCCCCCCACCCCCCCCACCCGGCAUUUUGUACAUUUCACGGGAGGUUUAAAUCGGGAGUGAAGAGCAUGGCAGAUGAGCAAGAGAUUAUGUGCAAACUCGAGAGCAUCAAGGAGAUCAGGAAUAAGACUUUGCAGAUGGAAAAAAUAAAGGCGCGACUGAAAGCAGAAUUUGAAGCCCUGGAGUCUGAGGAGAGGCACCUGAAAGAAUACAAGCAGGAAAUGGACCUGCUGCUGCAAGAGAAGAUGGCCCACGUGGAGGAGCUGCGGCUGAUCCACGCUGAUAUUAAUGUGAUGGAGAAUACUAUCAAGCAGUCUGAGAACGACCUCAACAAGCUCCUGGAAUCUACUCGUCGCCUGCAUGAGGAGUACAAACCCCUCAAGGAGCACGUAGAUGCUUUGCGGAUGACUCUGGGGUUGCAGAGGCUGCCAGAUCUGUGUGAGGAGGAAGAGAAACUGUCCCUUGACUACUUUGAAAAGCAGAAGGCAGAAUGGCAGACAGAACCACAGGAGCCUCCCAUCCCAGAGUCUCUGGCUGCAGCUGCAGCGGCUGCCCAGCAGCUGCAAGUGGCCAGGAAACAAGAUACCAGACAGACAGCAACUUUCAGACAACAGCCACCUCCAAUGAAGGCGUGUUUAUCGUGUCACCAACAAAUUCAUCGGAACGCACCCAUCUGUCCCCUCUGCAAAGCGAAGAGCCGCUCUCGGAAUCCCAAAAAGCCCAAGAGGAAACAGGAUGAAUGAAACCCAGAAGACUGACAAGCAAACGCAUGACCCAUUCCAGAACCCUUCCAGCAGAACUGCAGAUGUGGCCAGACUUUACUGACGUGCAGUCUCACGUAUGACCGACCCCUUGUUUUCUAUUUAAUGCAAUGUAAGCACAAUGUCCCUGUUCUGUCUUAAUUUCCUUCCGGUCCUUAGGAUUUGGUUUUAGGAAAGUUAAGUAUUACUGGUGCUACGGUUUAACAUUUCAACCAUUCCAUCUUUUGGACUCCUAAAUGAAGUCGAAUUCUUAUGCAAGUAUCCCAACUGCAAGGCUCUUCCUAUUGGCCAGAUGUGAUGACCACAGAUGCUUUUAUGUUCUCUUUUUAAAAACAAAUGUUACUACAAGAUUGAGACUAUUCAAAGUGCUAAAAUAACUGUUUGUUUCACUAAAGAACAAGUUGUUUUCCAAGCUAGUAAGACUGCAUAGGUUUGGGCAUCCAGUAGAGCUCUUUUUAUACAGGAAAUGUUCAGGGGGAAAUAGAAAUUGGUUAUAAAGGAAAUCAGUGCAUUAAUGCACGCGUCAGUUUUGAUUUCUUGGAAUUUGAUUGUACCAUUCCCUCCAACUUGACUUAAAAUUUGGAAGUGGGACCAAGUUGCUGGCUGUGUAUGAAAUUCUAAGAAUGAUGUAAUUUGUGAUGCUUUAACAUCUUAAUAUGGUAUUAUUUUCAGCAGUCAGAAGACCGAUUAACUUAAGAACAAGGAUCAACUGAACUGUAUUAGUGGUCCUUCCAGGCUCUAUGGCCAACCAGCUCCUUGUGCUUCUCUAGGAAACAUGUAUGAGAUACGUACACAGACUGCAACAUCAGCCAUUCUCACAUCUUCUAUUCCUAGUUUCCACAGCCAAAAUCUCCCUUGGCAGACAUGUCCUCCACUGGAGCACAGGGAAGCUCAGUAACAUGCACCAGGAACAAUGUCAACUGCCUGGCUUUGGUGCCAUUGUCCUCCCUCAACCAAAGCUUACUACUUUUGUGUCUUUGAAUAGGGCAUUUUCAAGUAAGCUUUAUUGCAGCCCAGUUUUUUUUCUUGCUCAGUACAUGUGCCAAAAGAACCCUGACUAAAGGGUCCUCUAGACCACUCCCUGUAUCCAUGUCUUCCUUUUGUUUCACCUCAUGUAUCAUCAGUUCCUUCAAUGGGGAGGGUGGCAGUGGCCCAGCUACAGAGCCAGGGCUUAAAAUUCACUCAUUUCUAAUCCCAGUUUUGUCACCACCUUUGUUGUCCAAAUUGAUCUCAAGCAUGAAAUAUUCUUUUCACUGA
Molecule: messenger RNA, 2115 nt
Organism: Pezoporus occidentalis (night parrot)
Lineage: Eukaryota; Metazoa; Chordata; Aves; Psittaciformes; Psittacidae
Gene: ZC4H2
Product: zinc finger C4H2-type containing
Exons: 5
Coding region: 166-840 (224 amino acids)
Biological process (GO): positive regulation of neuron differentiation
Cellular component (GO): nucleus
Source: RefSeq, a predicted model, not a curated record